UUGAAGCACACUUGCCACCUUUUAAAAGUGAUCUCUGCAGCAUUCCAGAGCCACUGAAGUAUUCAUCUUGACCUGGAUAGUCAGUUUCUCUGCUAGCACAAAGAAGACUUUUUAACAUGAACAAGAUCCUUUCAACCACUCUUUGCUUUGGACUCCUAACUUUGUUAUCUGUAAUGAUAUUUUUCGAAUUGGUGCAUGGACGGCCAUAUCUUACCCAAGGAAAUGAAUUGUUUCCAGAUAAAGAAGAUGCAAACCACGAAGAACUAUUGCUGGCUCUACUGAAUAAAAAUUUUGAUUUCCAAAGACCUUCUAGCAUUGAUACAGAACUGACUGGCAAAUUGGAAGAACUUAACCAGCUGGAAAAUCUAAAAGAGCAGCUCGCAGAGGCCAAAGAUUCGGAGAUAUCCUAUGCUAUAGGUGGUCUAUCUUCUUCCCAUCCCAAUAAGCGAGCCUGCUUUUGGAAAUACUGUGUCUGAAGGUUUUUCUCUGGAUACAAAAAAGAUAAGAACAUUAGAAAAAGAUACACAUCUACUCACCACUACUUAAAGAUUCUAGCUAUUUGAGCAUAAAGAAAGGAUGGUGUUUAUUCUGCAUACUAUAUGCUUAAGGUUUAAGUUGUGAAUGAUGACAAAUCAGUUGCACUUUUGCAUGGCAUGGGUUAUCAAAUGGCCUUGUAGUGCUAAAAUUUACAGUGCUGUAUCUAUUGUAUGCUUUCCGUAGAUUCAUUUUCUACAUAUAAUUUUGUCUCGUGAUGACUCUGAUUUUGAGCUAUCAAUUAAAAUAUUUUAAAAAGUGGGGCACCCAGGUGGCUCAGUCGGUUGAGCCUCCGACUUCGGCUCAGGUCAUGAUCUCACUCACGGUUCGUG
Messenger RNA from Herpailurus yagouaroundi (jaguarundi), 866 nucleotides. RefSeq names its product urotensin 2B (gene UTS2B). The record is from RefSeq and is a predicted model, not a curated record. The transcript has 5 exons. Gene Ontology annotation, biological process: blood vessel diameter maintenance; regulation of blood pressure. The coding region runs from base 117 to 476 and encodes 119 amino acids. Gene Ontology annotation, cellular component: extracellular region. Lineage: Eukaryota; Metazoa; Chordata; Mammalia; Carnivora; Felidae. Gene Ontology annotation, molecular function: hormone activity; G protein-coupled receptor binding.